Messenger RNA from Meloidogyne enterolobii, 991 nucleotides. NCBI's taxonomy places the organism in Eukaryota, Metazoa, Nematoda, Chromadorea, Rhabditida, Meloidogynidae. The record is from the annotation of a GenBank genome assembly.
UUGAAGGAAGAAGAAAACAAAAACCAAAAGCAAAAUGAAGUUCACAAGCAAUUCAAAAAUUGAUGAAGAAUUACUUCAUCAAAAUUCUUCAGCAGCAGCAACAAGUUCUCCUUCAACAAACAAAUUUUUAUUUCAACACCCUCCAAUUGAUGAAUCAUUCAUUUCUCCAUCAAAACAACAAUGGAAAGGAUAUUUGUCUACACCUGCUUCAAAUGUCAACAAAAAUUGCUUAAAAACACCUUCACCAGCCGAAUGAUGAAGUAAGCCUUGGAAAUUUGUUGCUGAUGACUCCAGGUUUUGUUUUUUUGUUAAUCUUUGUGGUCCCUUCUGGGGACGGGGGUCUUUUUGUAAGCUUGGAAAAGAGCUUAUCCUCUGUCAAGCGUCGGUCCUUAGUCUUUGUUCUGGGACCUGAUACAUAGUUAUGCACCUGAUCAUCUGUUGAUGGUGCAUCAAGGUUAUACAAGUCCAUGUUCCCUCGUUCUCUACCGAUUUUUUCCUUUGCUGACACAACAGACAAUUGCGGACUCAAGUUUAUCAGUGAGCGGGGUGUUCUAGGAGGAGCCAUCUUUUCCCAUCUGUUUAAAAAUGGGAAACUUACUAGGAAUAAAGUUGUGGCUAAAGUUAUGGGGUAACCCCUAUCUUCUCUAACUCGUUUUUCCAAACAAAAAAAUUUUAUUUUUAAGAUUGUAAAGAAAGAUUCUGAGGCGGAAGAAGAAGAAGAAUUUGAUGAAGACAAGAUGCCUUCAGAUGUCAACAGAAAUUGUUUCAAAACACCUUCACCUGCUUGAAUGAUGAAACAAUCUGUAAAAAUAUUGGGAAUUUGUUGCUGACGACUUCAGGUUUUGUUUUUUUUUUGUUAAUCUUUGUGGUCCUUUCUGGGGAUCGGGAGGGGACUUUUUAGCUUGUGAAAGAGCUCAUCUUCUGUCAGGCAUAGAUCCCUUGUCUCGAUCCUGUCUGUUGAUGGGGUAUCAGGUUAUUAAGAAUCAAUGUC